AUGACCAUUGCCUUGGACGGCGAGGUGGUCGGACACUACAGCCACGUCUCGGCCGCGAAUUCCGAUACAUACAACUACAAUGUCACUAUAUAUAACAAUACAGGCCUCGCCAACACACAACAUCUCUUGCAGAUGACAGCGAUGCAGGACUCGCAGGCAUCUGUAAUUCUUUUCGACUGGGCCGAGUACACAAUCCCGUACUACUUCGACAGUGGCAGUGUCUACAUCCAUCCCAGUGAUCGCUUCGGUAACGUCCUUGUCGAAGCAUGGAACCACUACUUCCACCAACAGCCGUGCAUCGUCGAGUGCCUCUAA
Molecule: messenger RNA, 315 nt
Organism: Rhodofomes roseus
Lineage: Eukaryota; Fungi; Basidiomycota; Agaricomycetes; Polyporales; Fomitopsidaceae
Exons: 2
Coding region: 1-315 (104 amino acids)
Source: RefSeq, a predicted model, not a curated record